This is a messenger RNA of Candidula unifasciata, 537 nucleotides long. Lineage: Eukaryota; Metazoa; Mollusca; Gastropoda; Stylommatophora; Geomitridae. The record is from the annotation of a GenBank genome assembly.
AUGAGGUCAGCUGUAGACACACACUUGAUGUCAGCUGUAGACAAACACAUGAUAUCAGCUGUAGACAAACACAUGAUAUCAGCUGUAGACACACAAUUGAUGUCAGCUGUAGACACACACGUGAUGUCAGCUGUAGACACACACGUGAUGUCAGCUGUAGACACACAAUUGAUGUCAUCUGUAGACACACACGUGAUGUCAGCUGUACACACUUACGUGAUGUCAGCUGUAGACACACAUUUGAAGUCAGCUGUACACACACAAUUAAUGUCAGCUAUAGACACACACGUGAUGGCUGCUGUACACACACAUGUGAUGUCAGCUGUAGACACACACUUGAUGUCAGCUGUAGAAACACACGUGAUGGCUGCUGUAGACACACACGUGAUGUCAGCUGUAGACACACAAUUGAUGUCAUCUGUAGACACACACGUGAUGGCUGCUGUAGACACACAAUUGAUGUCAGCUGUAGACACACACGUGAUGGCUGCUGUAGACACACAAUUAAUGUCAGCUGUAGACACACACGUGAUGUGA